AUGGACGACCCUGGAAUCACCAUGCCUUUGGUUACCUCUUCCCUCCUGGAUCAGCUGGUCGAGUUCGAGUUCCCGCUGCUCCAGCCCUUCCGUUACUCGAGCACCACUCCCGCCCGGUUCCACUCUGACGGUCCUAUCAUUCGUGAGGGAUCGCCAAUUGGUUUUGAUUUGGAUGUGGCUGAAACCAAGGACUCUGCCACCGUUGAGGACUCACACCAGGCCAAUCCCCUUGAGACCGAAAAGUCUUUUGGUCUGUCCCAGCGCAAGGAGAAUGUCCUGCCGGCCAAGCCUCCCCCAUCGGUUGUAAACCCUUACAACCAGUGGCUGAGAUGGACCAUGAACCGCCCCGGCGUCUUUAACAGCCCGGAGGAGGAAGCUUUGGCCGCCCAGUUCGGGGCAAGCCGCCAUGAUCUCUACAAAGGUGUCAGUGACAAUUCCUUUUUCCAGUGGGGCCUGCGGUAUAUGCCAAAGUCCGGCGACGAAAACGCUUUCCGCACCGUGUUGAUCGAGAAUCUCCCUGACACCGUCACCCUCGAUCAAAUUCUGACUCGAAUCCGCGGUGGCGCCAUCCUCUCGGCCUCUCUGACAGACACCAGAACCAUCACUGGCUCCCCUACCGCAUUGAUCAUUUUCCUUCACAAUAGAGGAGCAUUGAACUUCCUGUACCGCGUUGCGCGAGAGGGCUUUUAUAUCGGAUUUAGCCCCGCGCAAGUUCGCCCCGUCCCGACCCCGACCUACCGCACCGCGACCGACUUGGAGAAUCAAAUCCGCCGCCUUGGUCAUAGUCGCUGCCUGGUGGUCCGCACUCCUUAUAUCAAGGAAAUCAGGGACGAGGUUCACCGUGUGCUGAGCCAGUCACGCCUUCGCCAUUACGUGGAGUGUUUCGGAGAACGGGAUCUUAAAGGCGAAGUCACCGUUCAGUUCCACUCGAUCAAGAUCGCCACGGUAGCCUACCUGGUGCUGGUUAGGGACCCCAAGUUUAAGGGGCAGUUUGUGAAGUUUGGACCUGACCCGUGCGCCAUGUUUUGA
Molecule: messenger RNA, 1029 nt
Organism: Penicillium cataractarum
Lineage: Eukaryota; Fungi; Ascomycota; Eurotiomycetes; Eurotiales; Aspergillaceae
Exons: 3
Coding region: 1-1029 (342 amino acids)
Source: RefSeq, a predicted model, not a curated record